AUGGCUGAGCGCCGUUGUGUCAGCGUGCCCUUCUGGGAUGCAAACCUCUAUUGCUUCGGGGAGCACUUCAGUGGGCCCAACUGGUUCACGCGCCUGAAGCGAAAUGUGGCCAUCCUCUCUGUGAUCGAUGCAGAUGGGAAUUGCGUCUACAACAACUUCGCCGUCAGCGGUGAGUACAAGACCCCAGGGGCGCCCUUGGCGCCCGAGGAGGGGCCCUUGCAGUCCAUUGAGGCGGCAGAUGAAAAUGGCCGCGUCUUUGACCGAAGACACGAUGCCGAAUUCAAGCUGCUGACGGGCCUUUGCGGCGCCGUCCCUGUGGAGCAGCGGCCGUCCUGGACGGCCUCCGCCACGCUGUGGUCCAAGAAACCGCUCUGCCGCAGCUGCGCCGGGGCGGUGAGCCAAGUUGAAGGUCUCUUUCCCCGGAUGAGCGUGGCCAUCGUGGUGGGAGAGCCCAAGACUGAGGAGGAUGGGGAGCCCGAGGUGCCCAAUGGCAAACGGCUGAAGAUCAACGGCUGCCCUGUGGUGCCCAGCAGUUCGCGGCCGCCCUGUGCGGUGCCGCCCUUCGCCGCGUGA
Cladocopium goreaui is the source of this 573-nucleotide messenger RNA. The record is from the annotation of a GenBank genome assembly. Lineage: Eukaryota; Dinophyceae; Suessiales; Symbiodiniaceae.